AAAGCACACAGGAAGUAUUGCAAAGUCACAAGUCUCAAGAAAAGCCAGCAGCACUGUUAGACCUGAGAAAGGCAAUGUGAAAGAUGUACGGGCAGCAGCGCAUCUUCCUGCUCAUCUUCAUGGUGGCUGUUGCCAUCACUAUUUCUCUGGCUUUCAACAUUGAUCUGAUAAAUCCUGAUGUCUAUAGUGGUAAACAAAAAGAUUUCUUUGGAUACAAAGUGCUUCAAUACAAUUCUGACACGACCAAAGGGAUAAUUGUUACUGCACCGCUGCAGCAAAACGGAUCAGGGGGAAUAUGCAAACUUGAACCAAACCAACCCAUGAAUUGCUUCAACUCCAAAGAAAUUUCUCAGACAAACACAAAAAUACCAGUCAAGCACCUUGGCCUGUCAGUAGCUGAAGAUUUCAAACGCUCCGAAUUUACAGUUUGCAGUCCAAGUGUAGUCCAUGAAUGUUAUGAGAACUCCUAUGUGAACAGCGUGUGCUACAAGCUCACAGAUCAUCUCCAGGAAAUCUCUCAUUUCACACCUGCUUUCCAAGAAUGCACAAAAAAGACAGUGGACCUCGUUUUUCUGUUUGACGGAUCAAAGAGUAUGACCGAAAAUGAGUUCAGCAAAAACAAAAAUUUCAUAGAAGAUAUAAUGAACAACCUUAAGAACUCAUCCAUCAAGUUUGCAGCAGUUCAGUUCUCCACACAGUACCAAAAAGUGUUUGACUUCAAUGACUAUCAAAAGGGUACUCAUCUCCUUAAACUGAAGAACGAACGCCAAAUGAAGAGUCUCACCAACACACACAGAGCCCUCACAUUUGUGCUGAAAGAAAUCUUGGAAAGUCCAGAUGCCGGUGCUUCUCCUGAUGCUACCAAAGUUCUGGUUAUGAUCACAGAUGGAGAUCCCAGCGAUGGAGAUGUGUCUGGGAUUUUAAAAGAAUAUAAUGACAAAAACAUAAUUCGGUUUGUCAUUGUGGUCAAAGGUGCUACGCUGGACAAAUUUGAAGAAAUUGCUUCAAAACCGAGAGAAAAAUAUGCAUUCAAAAUUGAGGAAUAUGAUGGACUCACAACAAUUCUGGAAAACUUUCAAAAAAAGAUCUUUAGUAUGGAAGGCACCAAAGAGGCUCAGGCAGGAGACAUGACUGAUGAAAUGUCUCAGAGUGGAUUCAGUGCUGUCUUCUAUAAUGAGAGACUGAUUCUGGGUUCAGUGGGAUCUAACAGCUGGCGUGGUUCUCUUCAAGACAUUCAUGGAGAAGACAAAACACAAAUUGAGGAUCCACUCAUGGAGAUGGACUCCUACAUGGGAUACUCUAUAUCUGUUGGAAAGAAGAAUAACGCUGCUCUGUAUUUCACGGGUGCACCACGAUUUAACCACACAGGACAGAUCAUUCUUUUCAGACAAAAUGGCAAGAAGUGGUACGCAGCACAAAAGAUUGAAGGGAAACAGAUUGGUUCCUACUUUGGUGCAGAGCUGUGCUCAGUAGAUGUCAACUCAGACGGUGACACUGAUUUCCUGCUGGUGGGAGCUCCACUGUUUUACCAGCCUCAAGAGAAGAAAGAAGGCCAGAUUGUCAUCUACACACUGACUAAUGAGAUGCAACUGAACAGUGAAUGGAAUGUGACUGCAUCAUUCUUGGGGAGAUUUGGCACAACCAUAUCCAGUCUCGCAGAUCUAAAUGGAGAUGGACUCAGAGACGUUGCUGUUGGAGCCCCCCUUGAGGACAAUAACAGCGGGGCUGUGUACAUCUACCUUGGUGACAGACAAAGAGGGAUACGCGAUACGUUCAGCCAGAGAAUCAUGGGACAGAAAAUAUAUCCUGGACUGAGAUUCUUUGGACAGUCAAUUGAUGGGGACAUUGACCUUGGAGAAGACGGACUCCCAGAUAUUGUGGUUGGAUCACAGGGCAAUGCUCUUGUCUUAAGGUCCAGGCCCGUCUUUAAUGUCAUGGCAAAACUUUCUUUUACACCUGAGGAGAUAAGCACUGACAAAAUUGACUGCCUGGACAACAAAGAUGAACAUUUACCAAUGGUAACCUUAACAGCCUGCUUUGAAAUGGUAGAAACAACAAAAAGCAAUACAGCAGAAAUGAGCUCUGGACUGAACAUCUCAUGGACACUCAAUGUGGAUCCAAUGAGACAAACACCUCGAGGUUUCUUCGGUCCAUCCCACAAGAAGGCUAGGAACCUUACCUCCAUGCAGGAGCUGAGAGAAGAUACCUGCUUCAACUACUCCAUCUACAUGCCAAAAUGUGUAAAAGACACAUUAUCACCCAUCAGCAUCAAAUUAAACUUUUCCCAAGUUGACAGUGAGAGAGCAAGUGCCAUCCUGAAUAUGGACAGCAAAAGGCAGGCUGCUGUUGAGGUUCCAUUUGAAAAGCAUUGUAGAAAAAAUGACACCUGUAUUGCCGAACUUGAGGUGGAUUUCAACUUCACGAGCCCAACAUUAUUGGUGGUGGAAAAUAACUACUUCAACAUUUCUAUAACACUGUCAAAUCACGGUGAUGACUCAUACUACACCAGCCUAACAAUGCACUAUCCUCCAGGCCUCUCCUUCUCUAUGAUGGCUCUUAAGAAGGCAACAAGACCAACGGUCCAUAGCUGCAGAGAUCUACAAGAAAUACAUGACAGAAGUAUAUGUGAUGUGAGCCGUCCUGUGUUUCGCAGCAGAACGUCUGCAACAUUUCGAACUUCCUUCCGUGUCUUGAACAAUUAUGAGUGGAAUGACACAAUUUCAAUGACUGUUACUGGGAAAAGUGACAAUGCAAACUCCACCAGGAUCUCUUCCAUGGCAAAAAGCAUCCCUGUACAGUAUCAAAUUAAAAUGGCAGUAACAGUGAAAGACGACCCUAUCACCUACAUAAACUUCACAGCUGAGGAUGCUGGACCUAAGAAAUUGGUUGCUAUAUAUAAGAUAGAUAAUCUUGGUUUCAAGGCUUUUCCCAUCAAUGUGUCCCUGUUCUUCCCAACUAAACUGGAGCAUAACUUCGAAAUGACGAACUAUAAAGUCUAUGUCCAGCAGAACAAAACUGAAUGCACAGCCACAAAUGACAUGAAUUCUGAAUACUGCACGCCAGAAAAAUACUGCAAAGUCAUAGUGUGUGACAGUUUCAUCCUGGAGAAAGAAUCACCCACUGAGUUCACAUUGUCAGGAGACAUACAGUUCAAGGAUCUCAAACAGCAUGCAGCGAAUAUGGCCUUCCUUAAAAGAUAUACUGGAGACAGUGCAGAGGUUAAAUUCAAAAGCUUUAUACAAGUUGACUACGACAAGAAUCGAUAUUUGCUGGACUCUCAUAAACAACAGCAGAAGUCUGGCAAUGAUCCAACAAUGAAAUGGACUGAAGUUCGGGUUGAGUUCAUUAUUCCCCCGAAUAAACUGCAGAUCAUUGCAACUGGAGCUGGAUUGGGAUUCUUGCUUUUGAUCAUAAUCGCCAUCAUCAUGUUUAAGUUGGGUUGCUUCAAGCGAAAAACACUUGAGUAUUAUCAAGAGAUGGAGGAUGAAGCUACUCGUCAGGCAGACACCCCUACCAAGUCCACCACUGCCUCCACCCAGGGAGCAGACAGCCACUCAGAGACUGACAACAAGCCUGACCCACCGCCAGAGGAAAAAACUCUCCUUGAUGAUGGUGAGACAAAUGGCAGCAUCCAACCAGCUGAUCCAGAGAAGGGACUGAAUUAAAUGGAUAAACCAACCUAACUGCUUGUGUCCACAUAGCGUUUUUCUUUGGCAGAAACGGUAGGGGUGGGUGACACCACAAAAUUUGUUUUUGAUCUGAUAAUACAGGGCCAGAAUCGCCAGCAUCGAUAUUGAUACCAGUACGAUACUUUUUGUUAUUAAAAGUGGUACAUUUCUUUAUAUACAGGAGAAAGCAGUUGUCAUGAUUUAUUAGGUGAAUAAACAAUGUACUUAAAUAACAGCUAAUGACGACCAAUUACAGUUUGAAAAUGUAACAUUAACCAAUGAUGAUGACUGGAUUUGAUUUAUAUAUUCAUUUCAUGACAAUAUACCGAGAUAUUCCUUUUUAUUUUAUUUCCCACUCUUUUUUGGGGGUUUUUUGUCACUGCUAUUAUUUGUUGGAUUUAAGUAGUCAGGCUCGGACAUACUCUCAUUGAAUGUCCACAAAACCGAUAUGGUCGCCCAGACUGCAUGGCUGCAUGCAUAGUACGAUUGCCAGAGCGCCUUGAAAAAAGACGCUUGGCAUGACGAUUUUUCUCUAGGCGGUCGCAUGCAACAGCAUACGCUCUGUCCUCAGUGGGAAUAAUUCAAAAACAACUCUGGCGCUGAGAAAAAGAAUGCUAUGUGGACACAGGCCCUAAGUGGACUGACUGAUUGAAUCCUAUCGGCUCCACUGCCGUGCCGGAGCGGAGACGCAACCAACACGCAUCUGGUGGAAAUUUGCCGUUAAAGCAUGCAGCAUGCACAGGAGCACAAUACUAGUGAGUGACAUUGUUGAAGGUAUAGCUCCACAUUUUGAGAGUUACGCUUCUAUGCUUUCUUGUUUAGAGUUAGAUAGGACUGAUACCACUCAGGAGAUAUUAGCUUAGCAUAAAGAUUGGAAACAGUGGAGCACUGUUAGCCCAGCUUUCUCUGAUUCUGACAAUCUUCACCUACCAACCGUCUCAAGCUCACUGAUUAACAUGUUAUAUCUUGUUUGUUUUAUCUGUACAAAAAACAUAUAUAUAUAUAAAGAGGACUUUUCAGCUUUCAGUUUUAGUUUUACAGGGGGUUGUGUGGCAGACUAUUUUUUGCAGAUUUUUAAGUUAGACUGUCUCCUAGCUCUAGGUUCAUAUCAACAAAGAGGGAAAUGUAGUUUGAUAAAGGCAAAAAAUUAACUCAAGGUCCGUUUUUUUAUUGUUAGCUUUUCUGAGCUAUGAAUGGCAUAUCUGUCCUCCUCAGCAGGUACUGUGUGCUCAGUUGGAGAUGACUUGGUCACGAGGUAACUGGUGGUCAGGUAUCGGGGGAUGACCACCAGACCUGAUUAAUAUGAUAUAAUAUAUAUGCCCUUGUGUGGGAGUAAGAGAGCUUAACACUCGUGUAUACUAAACAAAAAUUUAAACACAACCUUUUAAAUCAAAUUGUCACAAAUGUGUUAAAAUCCGUGUCAGUGAACACUUCUCCUUUUCCAAGAUAAUCCAUCCACCUGACAGGUGUGGCAUACCAAGAUGCUGAUUAAAUAGCAUCAUUACUACACAGGUGUGCCUUAGGAUGGUCACAAUAAAAAGACACUAAAAUGUGCAUCUUCACCUUGAAAAAAAGACAUUUAUUUGGAUUUUACAUAACUAAGUGCUACAAAAAUGCAGAUUUGGGUUCCAGAUACCCCAAAGAAUCAGUCAGUAUCUGGUGUGACACCAUUUGCCUCAAACAGUGUGACACAUCUCCUGACAUAUAGAGUCCUGUAGAAUGUUGGCCCACUCCUUUUUAGAUGCUGUGUGAAGUUGCUGGUUAUUGGCAGGAUUUGGAGCACACUGCUGUAGAAUAGGAGAAGUGUUCACUAACACUGAUUUUAACAAAUUUGUGGCCAGAAUUUGAUAGAAAUAUUGAGCGCAUGAAAAAAGUCUCAGAUCACAAACGUGUGAAAAGUGGUAGCAAAGCAAAGUGUUGCAUUUAAAUUUUUGUUAAUACUGUAUAAAAUACUUUACCUGGGCAAGCUGGUGGCACUUGGAGGCAUGGUGAAUGGAGGUAGAGGGAUACUGUAAAUAGUGUUGAGAAUGCUGGAAGUGGGUGUUAAUAAUUGUACAUCUUUGAGAUCAAUUUUUGUGUACAUUUGCGGUAUUGUAAACAUAUAUUCACUGUAAUAUCGUGACCUUCCUUUGUUUGUAUGUACAUUUUAUUUUUAAUUAGCUCCCAAGUGUUGAAGAUUUUCUUGUGGGUGCAGUGUAGGUGUGAUUUAUGAACAUAUUUUAAGCUCUCUAUCAAUAAAACAUUUUGUC
Molecule: messenger RNA, 5917 nt
Organism: Epinephelus fuscoguttatus (brown-marbled grouper)
Lineage: Eukaryota; Metazoa; Chordata; Actinopteri; Perciformes; Serranidae
Product: integrin alpha-D
Exons: 31
Coding region: 84-3665 (1193 amino acids)
Biological process (GO): cell-matrix adhesion; integrin-mediated signaling pathway; cell adhesion mediated by integrin
Cellular component (GO): integrin complex; external side of plasma membrane
Molecular function (GO): integrin binding
Source: RefSeq, a predicted model, not a curated record